GUCUCCCAGCUCGAAGCAUCUACCCCCACCAACCGCUCACAGGCUAGCUCGAUCGUCUCGCUGAGCUAGACUCGGCUGGGAUGGCGGCGGAGGGGAAUGCGACCUCGGCGGCGGCGGGGAGGACGUCUUCGGCGGCGGCGGGGAGGGGUUGCGGGCUGGCGCUGGGGAGGCUGGUGCGGAAGCUGCGGAGGCAGAGCAGGAUGAUGCUGUCCACGGCGACGGCGCGGCCGGCGGCGAGGUGCCAGUACGACCCGCUCAGCUACGCGCGCAACUUCGACCGCGGCGGCGACGACGACGUCUCCGCGCAGCUCUACCACCGCUACACCUUCGCGUCCCGCUUCGUGCUCGCCCGGCAGCCGCAGUAAAUCAAAAGCCGACAUGUCUAGCUGUAGCGUAGCUCGCCGCCAUUAGAGGUAGAUGCAAUGCACUCAUGUCAUGUGUAGUGUGUGUCUCUCUUCUUCUCCUUUUUUUGUUCUUCGACGUCCUGCAGCUUCAGCCUGCAGUGCUAGUUUCUUCGAUCUGUUCAUAUUGAGGAGAGUUGUAAGUGAUUUCCCAGGCAUCCAUUGGACGAACUGGAGGAGAAUGUCAGCCGAAGAAAGCUUCUCUCGGGCUGAUUUUGGAAUCCAUCCCCAUCCAUUCCUGAUAUCUUUCGUCCAUUCUUGGCAUUUUCUUGGGUGCCAUGUACUCUACGAAUUACCAACUGUGAAAU
Molecule: messenger RNA, 709 nt
Organism: Oryza brachyantha (malo sina)
Lineage: Eukaryota; Viridiplantae; Streptophyta; Magnoliopsida; Poales; Poaceae
Exons: 1
Coding region: 81-365 (94 amino acids)
Source: RefSeq, a predicted model, not a curated record